GCUGCCAUACCCCACCACAGGUGUUUAGGAAAACAACUUCGUAAAUAAAGCUCUUUUAAAGGAAAUAAUAAAUAAAACAAUGUAUUUAAAUAAGUUGACCACAAGAAAUUAUUAAUGAUUGGCUAUUUAAAAUUAAUGUUAACACAAAAUUGAAAGACAUCGAUGCAUCGAUAGUGCAAUCGAUCGAUGUUUGUUCAGAUCAACAAUUAAACUUUGCCAACAUUUUAUUGCUGAUUGAAGAUGACGCAAGUACUCAAAAGAGUUUUUGUUUAUGGCACACUUAAACGUGGCGAGCCUAAUCACAUUUGGCUUACCACAAAGGAGAAUGGCGUUUCUCAGUUUGUGGCCAAGGGCAAAACAGUGGCCAAGUUUCCUUUGGUGAUCGGUACUCGCUACAACAUUCCAUUUCUACUGAAUAAACAGGGAGUUGGACACCAGAUUGAGGGUGAGAUCUACGAAGUGGAUGAUGCCAUGUUUGCCCGACUGGAUGUGCUGGAGGAUUACCCCAAAUACUACGAUCGAGAGCCACAAGCCAUAGUGACGGAGCACAACGAGACAUUAGAUUGCUGGCUAUAUCUCAUACGUAAAUUUCCGGAGAGCAUGCUGGAAAAGCCACUUCUUACUAGCUAUCACAAUACGCCGGAGCAGGCAUAUUCCGAGAAGUCAGUUCGCGAUCCAGCAAUUCCGGCUAGAGAUGAUCUUGCUUAUUAAUCUUGUCAUUGAAUUGCAUUGCAGCUAUGCGGACAGCACCGCGGAUGAUCUGUUCAACUAAUCUGUUCUGACUAAUCGAAUGAUUCCAACUCCAAAUCGCAUUUUUGGCCAAAAAGAGUCUUAAAAAUAAUUAAAUGACCUAACUUGAUGGAAUCAUAUUGGUAGAGCAAACUAAUUAUGUAUUAGAUUGGAUCUAUAAGUCAGGGAUUGUAAAUAAUGAAUUAAAAAUUCAGAAUAUUUUGUAACUAGAUGUAUUUUCACAAAGUUAGGCCAUAAUCAAUUUAUUUGAGCAAAAAAAAGUGA
Drosophila sulfurigaster albostrigata is the source of this 1014-nucleotide messenger RNA. RefSeq names its product putative gamma-glutamylcyclotransferase CG2811. The coding region runs from base 241 to 711 and encodes 156 amino acids. The record is from RefSeq and is a predicted model, not a curated record. NCBI's taxonomy places the organism in Eukaryota, Metazoa, Arthropoda, Insecta, Diptera, Drosophilidae. The transcript has 2 exons. Gene Ontology annotation, molecular function: gamma-glutamylaminecyclotransferase activity.